This is a messenger RNA of Lactuca saligna, 414 nucleotides long. NCBI's taxonomy places the organism in Eukaryota, Viridiplantae, Streptophyta, Magnoliopsida, Asterales, Asteraceae. The record is from the annotation of a GenBank genome assembly.
AUGUUCUCUAAAAGUGCACCGGUUCGGGCCCCAUAUCCAGGUAAUCACCAACCAUUGCCCAGUGAGCCUUAUCUCACCACGGUAGUGCUCGAGUCCAUGAGGUUGUUUCGAUCAGUGGAUGGUAAUCAUACUUGGACCAUGGGCCAAAACCAUGACCCAAAGCUCCUUAGCACACCUGAUAACCGAAACAUUCUUGCCCUGAAAUGUCCGACCAACCUCACCGAUUGGCAAAUCACCCCGUACCUUUUCCCCAUAUCCUCUUCCAGUGAGGAAGAUGAGGAAGGUGAGGAAAAUAAGGAAGAUGACAAUGAUGAGGAUGGAGACGAGGAACCACGAAAUCUUCCUUCUACAGGCGGAGCCAGCUCAUCCCAUGAUAUUGGACACCCGACAUAUCACCAACAAUACACGGACUAA